This is a messenger RNA of Harmonia axyridis, 936 nucleotides long. RefSeq names its product histone H2A-like. The coding region runs from base 142 to 516 and encodes 124 amino acids. Gene Ontology annotation, molecular function: DNA binding; protein heterodimerization activity; structural constituent of chromatin. The record is from RefSeq and is a predicted model, not a curated record. The transcript has a single exon. Gene Ontology annotation, cellular component: nucleosome. Lineage: Eukaryota; Metazoa; Arthropoda; Insecta; Coleoptera; Coccinellidae.
UAUAGGAGCAUACGUCCUCCACUCUGAUUGGCGCAACUACUCUCUUAUAAAGCAGUUACUCGCGCUGCCGAAAUCAUCACAGUCAAUACAGUCGCUUGUAUUGGUUUUUAAAGUGUUCGUACGCAUUAUAACUUAUUCAUCAUGUCUGGUCGUGGUAAAGGUGGAAAAGUUAAGGGAAAGGCAAAGUCCCGUUCUAACCGUGCUGGAUUACAGUUUCCAGUUGGUCGUAUCCAUCGUUUAUUACGUAAGGGAAAUUACGCAGAACGUGUUGGCGCCGGAGCACCCGUAUAUCUUGCUGCUGUUAUGGAAUAUCUGGCUGCUGAAGUUUUGGAAUUGGCCGGCAAUGCCGCACGUGACAAUAAGAAGACCAGAAUCAUCCCCCGUCAUCUCCAAUUGGCCAUCAGAAAUGACGAAGAAUUGAAUAAAUUGCUUUCUGGAGUAACAAUCGCUCAAGGAGGUGUUCUACCAAACAUCCAAGCUGUCCUCUUACCCAAGAAGACCGAGAAGAAGACGUAAAUUACGUUUCAAACAUAAACAAAAGGUCCUUCUCAGGGCCACCAUGUUCUUCUAUUGAAAAGAUUUUAUAUCAUCUUUGUUUUAGUAAAAUUCAAUAUAUUUUGCCAUUGGAGUCGGAAAUUUUAAAGGUAAAACCAAAGCUAUAAAUCGAAUUAUAUUUUAACUGGUAAUUUUAGAACAUUUUCUUAUAAUUUUCUCUGAAUAUUUUUCAAUAACGAUAUUUUCCUAUCUUCCACUAAUUAUAGCUUUGGUACCUAGGCAAGGGCGUACAUUGUUUUUUCUUGGUGGGAGGAGGAGUAUUCGAAAAUAUCGACAACGUUUACUCAAAUCUGUAAUGUGAGAAAAAAGAGGUUUUAUAACAAAGUUGAAAACAAAUUACUCUUGUCUUGUAGUCCUACUUUUUGUGAUGCUGUACCAGUU